Molecule: messenger RNA, 4916 nt
Organism: Polyodon spathula (Mississippi paddlefish)
Lineage: Eukaryota; Metazoa; Chordata; Actinopteri; Acipenseriformes; Polyodontidae
Product: tumor protein p53-inducible nuclear protein 2-like
Exons: 5
Coding region: 510-1121 (203 amino acids)
Biological process (GO): positive regulation of DNA-templated transcription; autophagosome assembly
Cellular component (GO): autophagosome; nucleus
Source: RefSeq, a predicted model, not a curated record
AAAUUCUGAUCCAAGGAUCAGCUGUGCACAGAAAUAAGAAAAAAAUUGCAGGGAAAAAAAACCCAAACCAAACCCGAGUAAAGCUGUAGACUAAUAUCGGAACAAAUAACAGUAUCAAUGCAGUUUUAAUGGAGCAUUUCUUCUGAGAAGAAAGCCUUUUUAAUUUGUAUGGUUUUUUGUUGUUGUUAAAUAAAUAACUACCUCAUUUUAAGGCUACCUAAAGCUGUGCUUUAAGAUUUUAUUUUACAUAAAUAUAUUUGUGGUUAUUAUGUUUGCAACUUAAAUAAUACGACAAAAGCAGGCCUUUGCACUAAUACCAAGUGAAACCUUAUGAUUGCACUAUACACGUCUUGCCUCAAUUGAGAUUCCUGUCAGCAAGGACAAAAGGGCUCGCGACGCAGGGAAGAAAGAACACACACCCCCCAGGAUUCCACCACGCAACCACAGAGAUCCCUGUCUAAGGCCAACUCUCACAUUUCCAGCCUAAUCGAAGCAACUCGAAACCCACCAUGUUCCAGCGACUCGCCAGUCUGUUUUUUGGAGAGGGGGAGGAGGUGACCAAUGGCUGCGAGGGACCAAAACCCAGCAUGGCUGAUGCCGAUGAGGAGGGCUGGCUACUGAUCAACCUGCCUGCAUGCUUGGGGGAAGGCGAUUGGGUUGAGUUGGGACAGGGCUGGGCUAAGCCAGAAGGGAACGCACUCUCCUCAAACAAUCGGGCUGGGACAGGGUUAGCUGGGGCAGAAGGCUCCACACCAGAAACCAGCUCAAUGGAAGACCUGCUCAUUGAACACCCCAGCAUGUCGGUGUACGUCGCCACCGGCAACCAGUCCAUCACUGAGGAGACAGGGAGCUAUCCACUGCAGGAAAUAAAUCAGAAGGUGGAGACUGCAAACCCAGGAGGGCGGGGUCUCUCGGGCCGCCCCGCCCGGGGAUCUGCGGUCCAGGCCACCGUCCUGGGCAAGAUCUGCCAGGUGAACAGAGUCCAGCGGGCUGAGCGGCGCCAGCUGAGCCGAAACCGUGUGAAGCGACAGAACCGCCUCAGAGAGAACCUCCCCUGGAGUGGUGGCCGUGCCAAGGGCAGCUUCGUCCACCAGCCCCGCCAGCGCCAGUGCAACUACUAAACCAGCGGGCCGAUUACACUGAAGGCAUUACACCCGCUGCCAUGUCCAUCCUUUAAGUCCUACUCAUGUUUUGUUUUGUUUUAUUUAAGUCCGGGUGGUUUUUAACUUUAGAAUAAACCCUGUUACUGUGCUAGCAUUCUUGCUACAAUUUUAUCUCUUAUUUCAAUGACUUAACUCUUCUCCCUGAGCAAUUCUUUCAUAAAAUAAACAGCCCUCCCCUUCACACCAUCCUAUAUGAUCAGUACAGCUGCACAACAUCCCUCAAAAGCCUUCUCCUUCGACUGGUUCGUUUGUAGAUCCACCAGUGAGGGGUAAGGGCACUGCAAUGGAAAACCCUCCUCCUGGGUGGAUUUUUGGGGAGAAAGGUUAAGUAAAGCCCAGGGGGUCUACCUUUAUAAAAGCUAAAGCAGAAAGGCUGUCGUACAAUCUCGGUAUCCAUUAACCAGUAGCUGUGCAGUAUAUGUACUGCCCUGAGGAAAGGUGUAACCAUUCUUACUAAUUUAAGUUUAUUUUAUUUUUAAAUUUGUUUCCCCUCCACCUGUCUACAAAGCUAAAGUAGCGAGUUCAUUGUAGGGCUACAUACCCUGGAUCUCUUGGCUCCCUGGCUCUUAACAUCAGACCGCGCAGCCUAGUGAACUGGUUGUUUGAUGUUCAGAUCCUGGAAGUUCAAAUCCAGGUGGGUCUAUAGUGGCUUAGAAGCAAAUGAUAAAGGUAGACUUUUAUUAUGCUGGUUGUGAGAAUAAUAUGAAAACUGAUCUGAGAGUAUUGCCACGUGUUUUAACCUUUAUACUGGGGCAAUGUUAGAGUAGGGUAUUGAACCAUUUGGCCCUUUUUUUUUUUUUUUUUUUUUUUUAAUUAAGCUAACAAAUGUGUUAUCUAAUGGUGCCAGGAUAAAGGUAAAGCUCUGUGGAGAUUUUGCAAGUAGAUGAUGGUAAGAGAGGGGGAAUAAAAAAGAUAGCAUGAAAGAGAGCUAUGCAAAAAAGAAACAGAAUGAGAAAAUAAAAAAUGAAAGAGAACAUUAUACCGGUGGCUGUUUUAUAUGAAUAAGUAAUGGUUACUUCAUUAAAAUGUAAAGCACUGUCAGUUUAUAUGGGAUUCCCAUCCAUAACUUAAUCAUCAAGUGACUUUAAAAUUGCAUUUAGUUCUAUGGUGGUCCGUGUGAAUUCAUCAUGAAUCCAUGGCCACUGAACUCCAAUUUUUCAUUGAAUUUAAAUUCAUGCCACCUUGUGUACAGUGUUGCAAUGACAAGGUAUAUGUUAGGACACUGAAAUCCCUGGAAAAGCCCAUCCCUUAUUUUUGUUGUAGAAGACCUUCAACGUGAGCAGUGCCCUUGCCUUGCGGUGCUAUAUAUAGCUGUUUCCACUCCUUGCCACACACUACGAAAUGUAUGACAGCCUUUCCUUUUGCAAAUAUGGGGUAUGACCACUUGGUAUGUUUUAGACUUUUUUUUUUAGCUGAACCCGAUAAUCUCCCAUCUUGAGCUAUCCGCACUACUAGAAAUCGUCCCCUUGUAUGUAUUUAUUUCUGCAUAACUUGAAUGCUGCACAACUGUGUUAUGACCAAUGAUAGCCUUAUGAGAAAUUGCAUUUUAUUUAUUUGUAUGAGAAAUGUGUUUAUUUAACAUGUUGGUGAUAAUUUCCUUGCUGUGUCAAAGAUGCAUAAUGGCAUGUGAGCUAACAUAUUUCUAGUUUAAUAAGAAGAAUGGAAUGUGCUGGGUUUUUUUCUGUAGUUUUUCUAGAGGUAUUACAUCAGUGUUAGCGGGGAGAAAAAUACACUGGGAUUUCACUGAUUUCUAUUGCUGUUGGUUUAGUAUUGAUACUUGCUUAACUGUCCGUUAGCUCAAGAACGUGAGUUUAUUCAGGGUUUAACUUAACACAAACUAGUCCAUUUUUAAAAUGUUUUUUUUUUUUUUAAUUUGUUCACUAAAAACUAUUGUCCUCCAUCUAAAUUUAUAUAGAAAUUUAUAUUUAAAAAAAUAAUAAUAAUAACAACUAUGGUGCUGAAGUACAUCAAUUAAAUAAAUAAAUGUUUAGUUUGUAAAUUGUGCGAGACAUGAAUGUAAGUUUGUUUCUGCGAGUCAAGUUUAGCAGUGUGAAGUGUGCUGAGAUUCGUAUUGUCCAAACAGUGAGGUUUGUGUGUGGAAGGAAUGCUGAUUUUAUAUAUAUAUAUAUUUUUUUUAUAUUUAAAAACUAGUUGUUUUUGGGUGUUUUUAGAUUUUGUUUUUCUUAAGACUGAAGCCAGGGCUUUCAGGGACUUUAAUAAUAUCCUCUGUCUCUCUCUCUCUCUCUCCCUCUUGACUGCGAAUGUCCUACAGAAAAUAGAAAUCAUACACUGUAGUGUGCUUGGUGUUUGCGUGAAUGAAUUCUAUUGCCGUCUUCCUGAAGUGCAUUUUUUAAUUAAUUGUUUCUAGAGUACACUCAUUUUUACCUGGAGAGAGAAAGCUCUGAUGUUUGCUGUGCUCUUAAGGUCCAGCCGGUGAUGAGCACUGUGCACUGCGACACCACGCGUGCACAACUGCAAUAGUCUGUGCUUUAGGGAUCAAUGUACAGGAAUGAUUAAUGUUGGAAUCUCACUUGGGUCUGGCAUUUUGUACCAACUUGCUUAAUUAUUUCAAGGCAACUGCUGUUUUUUGUUUAUGUAACAGUAUUUGAUUUGUUAGCUGCAGACAGAACAACAUGUGUAGUGUGAGUGUGUUUAUUGCAACAGUCAAGUGAGUAACAUCUGGGAGUGUGGGCAGUUGAGUGGUUAAUUGGUCUCUCUUCUAAGAAGUAACCUCUGUGUUGGUAAAAAAAAAAAAAAAAAAAAAAAAAAGUUUUUAAUUAGCGAUUCUUUCAGCUUGUUUCUGAUCUGAUGACAACCAGCAUUUUCAUGUACCUUAUUGACAUUUCUCUCUGCAAUUUGUAUUGAUUUGUUUUUUUUUUCUUGUAGAAAUGUUUGUCUAGUUUUAUAUUUUUAAUUUGUAGCCUGGAUUUGUAGUUGCAAUGCCUGAGACCUGUUCAGUACAAGCAAAAAGCCUUGAACCAGAGUCUUUAAACAUCCCAACCAUUCUUAAAACCACUAAACCAUGCUGCCUCCUAGCUAUUCAUAUCUAGGGAUUAUUUUGUAGGUAUUUUAUAGAUCUGCAGAGCAGUUUGAAGAAUAAUGGCAAGCUUGAAACCACUAAAUUGGUAGAAACUCAUUUCAAAAUGUUUUUAAAGUAACACAAGGUUGGACAUGGUGUCUGCAGUGGGCAGUAGCUUGUGCUGUAUCUCUAGACUGGGGUGAAGUUAGAGUGUAUUCAAUGUACAGGUUGUGUAUUAUGAGUUGAGGGGGGGAGGGACAAAAAAAUGAAAAAGCUAAAAUAAAGUGUUUAGAGGAUUUUGCUUGUAUUAUUCCUAUUGUUAUUACUGUUACUCUCCUAUGUUGUUUGAAACUGGGGACUUGAAUAUUGAGAUCAUGUUUUCCUUCCCUUUUUAUUGACUACAACAAUUCAUUUGCUACUACUACUUUCAUCCUGAUUUUUAAAGUAGGGCAAACACUAUAGCCUCCCCAUUUGUGUUUAUUACCGGUGAUUUUAAGUCUAAAAUGUAUUCUCAAAAAAUUCAGUCCUUCAAAAUACCUGAUCAUGAUGUAUCUGUAAAUGGUGUGUGUGCCUUUCACUUCUGCAUGGUUAGUUCUGAAUCAUGAUUUUCCAUACCCAAGGAUACCAGUUCAUUAACAGUAGAGACCUAUGCAAAUAAAGAACGAGGUCUAGCGUGCAUUCUGAACUGCAGGUAGCAGAGAAUAGAUUAAUAAAAACUCGGGGUGAAGCCUGAA